UUGAAAUGGGUAAUUCUAAUGUUACACCAGCUGAACCGGUUGUUAAACCAAGAUUGAGUACGUAUAGUAAAGAUUGGAAUAAACAAUGUAAUAGGACAUCUGAAUCUCUUGCUGAAGCUGGUUUCUAUAUGGUUGGAAGAACAAAUAACAUGGACGCUACUGAAAAGAAGACAACUACGCCUAUUGCAAAGAGUGAAGAACUGACGUGU
Messenger RNA from Medioppia subpectinata, 209 nucleotides. NCBI's taxonomy places the organism in Eukaryota, Metazoa, Arthropoda, Arachnida, Sarcoptiformes, Oppiidae. The record is from the annotation of a GenBank genome assembly.